CUUAAUUUGCAGAAAUCUAUACUGGGUCAUGGGUUUCCCGGCAUUCCAGGGUCAAAUGGCAUGCCUGGAAUGCCGGGUGUCCCAGGACCGCAAGGACCCCAGGGAAGGGAAGGUACAAAGGGACAGAUCGGUGAUAAGGGAUCACAAGGAAUGCCGGGUCCAAGAGGAGACAGAGGGCGCGAAGGACUCCCUGGGAAGAGCGGACCCCCAGGAAUGAAAGGCAUUAAAGGAGAAACGGGAAUGGUGGGAAUGAAAGGAGAGCGAGGCAUUGUGGGAAAUCAAGGAAGAAAAGGAAGCAAAGGAGAGAAAGGAGAAAGCGUCAAAGCAAGUCAAGCAAGUGUAGUACCACAAACCAACUGGAAACAAUGUGUGUGGAAAUCACAAACCAGUACUAACAACGGAAAGAUUAAGGUAAGCAAGAAAUAUGCUAAAUAAUUGCUAUAGAUCACAAGAAAGGUAGAUGAUCUCAUUCGAUAGAAAAAGGUAGAAAAAUUAAGAUUUUACUCAAAUUAACUUGGAGUCAAUUAAAUAGCUCUGAGAAGAUAAUUCUUCUUACCCUUCCCCCUCCGGCAUGUCAGGUGAUCAUCACUCCGUUUAACCUCUUUCAGUUAAUUUUCAUUUCCUUUCCCAUUUACUAUUACAAGAAUAGAGGUGUUCUUUUAAAAUAGAUUUUAAUUGUUUUCCAGGAGUGUGCUUUUAACAAAUUAAAGUCUCAUUCAGCGCUCAAAGUCUCAUUCCAGGGAAACAUGAGGGUCUAUGGUGAUGUUAAGUGUAAUCGCUGGUAUUUCAAGUUCAAUGGAAACGAGUGUAGUGGACCAAUGACGAUUGAGGCUGCUGUUUACAACGACUGGACAUCAGGGAACUCUAAUCUGCAUCAUCAUCGGUCAUUUGAGGGAUACUGUGAAAACAUUCCACAAGGCACAGUUAGAGUGGAAUUAUGGGUAGGAAAGUGUAGUAGUGGUCACGCCCUGGGUGAUGCUUACACCGGAUGGGAGUCAGUGUCCCGGAUAAUGAUUGAAGAAGUAUGUAGGCCCCAGUUAUAG
Molecule: messenger RNA, 1043 nt
Organism: Porites lobata
Lineage: Eukaryota; Metazoa; Cnidaria; Anthozoa; Scleractinia; Poritidae
Source: the annotation of a GenBank genome assembly